AUGCGCUACGGCCUCUGGGCUGUAGGACUCGCUUCGAGCAGGCGUCCUUCCGAUAUCAUUGCUCUCCGUGUUUAUCCCAUCAAAUCCUGCCGCGGCUUCGAGGUCGACUCUGCGAAACUUCUACGAACUGGCCUCGACAUGGACCGUAAUUGGAUGUUCAUCAGCAGCGAUACCCACGAAUUUCUCACCAUUCGUACAAAUCCUCGGAUGACGCUCAUCACCACGCACUACGACAAGGAAAGUGACGAACUGAUCAUCUCUACCCGGGAUCACAAGUCCAAAACACGGAUUCCUGCACAUCCCACACUUGAGUGGCUGCAGCGCUGUACGAAAUUGGUCCCAGUCGGUAUCUGGGGCGAGCAGACUGAUGCUUGGGAAUAUUCAAGCAGCGUGUCUGACCCCUUCUCUGAAUUUCUGGGCUCCGAUGUUCGCCUUGUCUACAAAGGCCCUACACCUCGAAUCCUCCGAGGCUGCGGGUCUCCUCAACAUCUAGGGCGAACUGAAGCAACCAAAUUUGCCGAUAUGAUGCCCGUGUUAGUCGCAUCAGAGGCAAGUCUGAAGGAGCUCAACAGCCGUCUUGCUAGUGCGCAAGAAAACGAGAUCGAUAUCGAGCGAUUCCGUCCAAACGUGGUCAUCCGGGGUAGCAAGCCAUGGUCGGAAGAUGAUUGGCAGACGGUGAAGAUCAUCGACACUGCACAAAAGUUGGAUAUGGACGUGCACCGGCGACAGCCUUGGGAUCAACUCGUCAAGUACAGGCGAAUCGAUGGCGCCCCAAGCCUCCCCACCAACCUCCCGCCGCCGGUCGACGACGGUGCUUGCGAUCACCUGGAUAAUCUGAAGAUCCCAAGCGUGAACAUGCCGGUUGCCGGACACGCUUCAAAGACGGUUGAUCUCUCGAGCCAAGAAGGCCUCACCAUCGUCUUUUGCUACCCUCGCACGGCAGCCGCCAACGAAGACAUCCCUCCGGAAUGGGACGCGAUCCCGGGUGCAAGAGGCUGCACGCCUCAGGCGUGCUCCUUCCGCGAUAAUUCCAAGGAACUUUACGAUGCCGGUAUCGAUAAGCUUUUCGGCCUGUCUACGCAGUCCGCCGAGGUCCAGGAGGAGUUCCGCAAGAGGAGCCAUAUUCCUUACGACAUUCUUUCGGAUGCUAAGCUUGAAUUCGCACGUGGGCUCGGGCUGCCGCUGUUUGAGUACAAGGGAGACCAGCUCGUCAAGCGACUGACGUUGGCCAUCUAUAAGGGAAGAAUCGUCAAGCAUUGGUACCCUGUGUUUCCACCCGAUAAGAACGUGUAUGAAGUUCUGGAAUGGGCCAAGGCCUUCAAGCCUGCCAUGAGAUAG
This is a messenger RNA of Colletotrichum karsti, 1338 nucleotides long. RefSeq lists its product as uncharacterized. The record is from RefSeq and is a predicted model, not a curated record. Bases 1 to 1338 code for a protein of 445 amino acids. The transcript is spliced from 3 exons. Gene Ontology annotation, molecular function: molybdenum ion binding; pyridoxal phosphate binding; thioredoxin peroxidase activity. Gene Ontology annotation, cellular component: cytoplasm. Lineage: Eukaryota; Fungi; Ascomycota; Sordariomycetes; Glomerellales; Glomerellaceae. Gene Ontology annotation, biological process: cell redox homeostasis; cellular response to oxidative stress.